This is a messenger RNA of Nelumbo nucifera (sacred lotus), 3159 nucleotides long. Its product is annotated as protein ROOT HAIR DEFECTIVE 3. Lineage: Eukaryota; Viridiplantae; Streptophyta; Magnoliopsida; Proteales; Nelumbonaceae. Gene Ontology annotation, biological process: endoplasmic reticulum membrane fusion. Gene Ontology annotation, molecular function: GTPase activity; GTP binding. Gene Ontology annotation, cellular component: endoplasmic reticulum. The record is from RefSeq and is a predicted model, not a curated record.
GGGGCGGUGGCUAGAGUAUGUUGGAUCUUCCUCGUUUAGUUGUUCUCUGUUGCUAGUCGAUCCUUUGGCAUUCGCAGAUUUCGGAGGUCUACCUGAGCUUUCAGUCUCUUCUAUUCUUCGUCUCUUUCAGCUUAUUUACACAUCGAUCAAUCUAAAUCGAUGGGAAAAGCUGAUGAAUGUUGUUCAACCCAACUAAUCGAUGGAGAUGGUACUUUUAAUGUGUCUGGGCUUGAGAGUUUCACGAAGGAGGCGAAUUUGCGUGAAUGUGGACUCUCCUAUGCUGUAGUAUCCAUCAUGGGUCCACAAAGUAGUGGGAAGAGCACACUUCUGAACCAUCUAUUUGGUACCAACUUUAGAGAGAUGGAUGCAUAUAGGGGAAGGUGUCAAACUACUAAAGGAAUUUGGUUGGCAAAAUGUACUGAUAUUGAACCUUGUACAGUUGUCAUGGAUUUGGAGGGUACUGAUGGAAGAGAAAGAGGCGAGGAUGAUACUGCAUUUGAAAAGCAGAGUGCCCUUUUUGCUCUUGCGGUUUCAGAUAUUGUUCUCAUAAAUAUGUGGUGUCAUGAUAUUGGCCGUGAACAUGCUGCCAAUAAGCCUCUUCUGAAGACUGUAUUCCAGGUUAUGAUGAGGUUAUUUAGUCCCCGCAAAACAACUUUGUUAUUUGUCAUCCGCGACAAGACCAAGACACCCCUGGAAAAUUUGGAACCAAUUCUGAGGGAAGACAUAAAAAAGAUAUGGGAUGCUGUUCCUAAACCAGAAGGCCACAAAGAAACACCACUUAGUGAAUUUUUUAAUGUUGAAGUUGUGGCUCUCUCUAGUUAUGAAGAAAAAGAAGAACAAUUUAAAGAACAGGUUGCCAGUUUAAGGCAGCGAUUCUUCCAUUCCAUAGCUCCUGGUGGACUUGCUGGAGAUCGACGGGGUGUAGUUCCUGCUUCAGGUUUUUCUUUCAGUGCACAACAGAUCUGGAAAGUUAUUAAGGAGAACAAGGACCUUGACCUUCCUGCGCACAAGGUUAUGGUUGCCACUGUACGUUGUGAGGAAAUUGCCAAUGAAAAAUUUGCCUGCUUAACUGCGAAUGAGGAAUGGUGUCAGCUGGAGAUGGCUGUGCAAUCUGGUCCAGUUCCAGGUUUUGGGAAGAAGCUCAGUCUAAUUGUGGACAAAUGUCUAUCGGAGUAUGAGGCAGAAACUAUUUAUUUUGAUGAAGCUGUCAGGACAGCAAAAUGGAAUCAGUUGGAAGCUAAAGUGCUGCAGCUAGUUCAACCCGCUUACCAAUCCAUGUUGGGUCACAUACGGUCACGAACUCUAGAAAAUUUCAAGGAAGCAUUUGACAAGGCUCUGAGCGGAGGGGAAGAAUUUGCUGUUGCUGCACGUCAUUGCACCAAGUCUUCCAUGACACAAUUUGAUGAAGGAUGUGCAGAUGUAGCGAUUAAGCAAGCAAAAUGGGAUCCAUCCAAAGUAGGGGAUAAGCUGCAGCGAGAUAUAGAUGCACAUGUUUCUCAAGUCCGUGCUGCUAAACUGGCUGAGCUUACUGCCCUAUAUGAGAGAAAAUUGAAUGUGGGGUUAGCAGAACCUGUGGAAGCUCUUCUUGAUGCAGCUGACAAUGAUACCUGGCCAGCAAUAAGGAAACUUCUUCAACGGGAGACUAAGGUUGCUGUUUCUGGGAUGUCUGCUGCACUUUCUGGCUUUGAUAUUGAUAAAGAAACAGUGAAUAAAAUGCUUACAAACCUAGAGGACUAUGCAAAAGGUGUUGUUGAAACGAAGGCAAGAGAAGAAGCUGGAAGGGUCUUGAUCCGUAUGAAGGACAGGUUUUCAACGCUGUUUAGCCGUGACUCCGACUCAAUGCCGAGGGUUUGGACUGGGAAGGAAGAUAUCCGAGCAAUCACAAAAACUGCUCGCUCUGCAUCCUUAAAGUUGCUCUCUGUUAUGGCUGUGGUUCGUUUGGAUGAAAGUGUUGAUAAUAUUGAGAAUACUCUCUCUCUUGCUCUGAUGGAUGGCUACAAUAGUGCCUCUACCAGUAAGAGCAUCACAUCAUUUGAUCCACUGGCUUCAAGCACAUGGGAAGAGGUUCCACCAACGAGAACUCUGAUUACUCCCGUCCAAUGUAAAAAUUUGUGGAGGCAAUUCAAGGUGGAGACAGAGUACAGUGUUACUCAAGCCAUUGCUGCUCAGGAAGCCAAUAAACGUAAUAACAAUUGGUUACCACCUCCAUGGGCAAUUGUUGCCAUGAUUGUUCUGGGAUUCAACGAAUUUAUGACGCUCUUAAGGAAUCCUUUAUAUCUUGGUGUCAUUUUUGUUGUUUUUUUACUGGUCAAGGCCCUGUGGGUCCAAUUGGACAUCUCCAGUGAAUUCCGCAAUGGUAUUCUUCCAGGGCUUCUAUCUUUGUCUACAAAGUUCCUACCAACUGUGAUGGACCUUCUCAAAAGGCUAGCCGAGGAAGGCCAAAAGCCAGCAGCUACGGAUGCCCACAGAAACCCUACCUCUGAAUCAAAGAGGUUGGGGAGUAGCAUGCAUGCCGGGAGCGAUUUGGCAUCAAGUGCUUCAUCUACCAUGACGUCUUCAGAGAAUGGUUCAGAGUAUUCAAGUACUUUGCAGCAAGACAAAGUGAAAUAAUCUAGGGCGGCAGUCUGCAUGGAGACCAUUGUUGUGGUCGCAUGAAAGAGCAACCUUCUUCCAUUAAAGAUGCUAUUGUUUCACAUGGUCAGUGGUUGGUUGCCGGAGGAACUACAUGCAUAUGCUCUUUUAACGGUGGUGUUAGAGAAAAAAGGGUUUGAAAGCUUAUUUUUUGUUUAAAGGCUUCAUACCAGGCAGGGGUCACGGUUUGAUGGGAUCAAAGGGCCCCCCAUUAUAGUUUUCAAUAUAUGGAUCUUUUUUCCUAUUCUCUGCAGAUUGUUGUACAAGCAUAUCGGAGAUAAAGUAGAAUUUAGAAUGCUCUAGUUAUAAUCUAGGCAUUUAUAGACUUGCUGUUUAGCGGUUUUCUUGUUUUGUGUAUUAUCAGAAUAGAUUGGGUAGAAAAAGGUUUUUUUUGGUGGAACUUGGAAGUAGCUAGUAGCCUAGUUUGAUUCUCUUUGAUAUUUGUAAUCGAGCGAUGUGAUUAUUAUUUGAUGAUCCUCUCUAGUCUCUAUUCUUACCAUAAUAGGGGGAAUAGAUGAUGUUUGAUCA